Molecule: messenger RNA, 1542 nt
Organism: Trichoplax adhaerens
Lineage: Eukaryota; Metazoa; Placozoa; Uniplacotomia; Trichoplacea; Trichoplacidae
Exons: 13
Coding region: 1-1542 (513 amino acids)
Biological process (GO): protein phosphorylation; regulation of mitotic cell cycle
Cellular component (GO): nucleus
Molecular function (GO): cyclin-dependent protein serine/threonine kinase activity; ATP binding
Source: RefSeq, a predicted model, not a curated record
AUGCACAACCAAAAUUUAGAUUCUAUCAAAGUCAAAACCUUAGAAGAAAUACUACAAGAGAAAAGAAAUCGAUCUAGAUCAGACAGUGAAAAUAUUGCUGAGACAGAAGAUUCUCCAGGUAGCCAAUUCUUGACUGAUACCAUCAACUUCAUUACCAAGAACGUAACCUCCGACACUAAAGAUGAAACUACAUCUGCAGCUUUAGAGCUAGACGAAGGAGAGAUUAUUAGCAGCGGCGAAGAAAAUUUAAACCAUAUCGAUGAUACAAAACCUACCAAGCGAAAUCAUGCAAGUCAGAAUGAUGAAUUAGAUGAUUAUGAAGAGGGAGAAAUCAAGGAUAGAGACGAAGUUGAACGAAAAGAAGAAUUUGUGCCAGCCGCAGAUUCGUCUAUCAUUUCUAACCGGCAAAUAAGCACAACUAAAUUACCACCUUACCUUCCUGCCGUCCAGGGCUGUAGAAGUGUUGAAGCGUUUGAAUGGCUAAACAGAAUUGAAGAAGGUACUUAUGGAGUGGUUUAUCGAGCUAAGGACUUAAAAUCAGACGAAGUUGUUGCCUUAAAACGAUUAAAAAUGGAAAAAGAAAGAGAAGGUUUUCCGAUUACUUCCUUAAGGGAGAUUAAUACAUUAUUAAAAGCAGAUCAUCCGAAUAUUGUACACGUUAGAGAGAUAGUAGUUGGUAGCAAUAUGGAUAAGAUCUAUAUUGUAAUGGAGUACGUUGAACAUGACUUAAAGACUUUAAUGGAAUCGAUGUCACAACCUUUCAGCAUUAGUGAAGUGAAAUGCUUAAUGAAGCAGUUAUUAUCCGCUGUCCAACAUUUACAUGAUAACUGGAUCUUACAUCGUGACCUGAAAACUUCCAAUUUACUUCUCAGCCAUCAAGGCAUUUUAAAAGUUGGAGAUUUUGGUUUGGCUAGAGAGUAUGGAUCUCCUCUAAAAGUUUACACUUCUAUUGUGGUAACUUUAUGGUAUCGUUGCCCUGAACUACUUCUGGGUGUAAAGGAGUAUUCUACUGCUGUUGAUAUGUGGUCUGUUGGCUGUAUUUUUGGUGAAUUUCUCGUAAAGAAGCCAUUAUUUCCGGGAAAAUCAGAAAUUGAUCAGUUGAACAAGAUUUUUAAGGACUUAGGCACCCCUAAUGAUCAAAUAUGGUCUGGAUUUUCUGAAUUGCCAGUUGCAAAGAAGGUAACUUUUACGGAACAGCCGUACAACAGACUUAGAGAUAGAUUUGGAGCCUAUUUAACUGAUCAAGGAUUUGAUUUAUUAAAUAGAUUUUUGACUUACGAUCCGAAAAAGAGAAUAUCAGCCGAGGAUGCGCUCAAUCACGAAUAUUUUCAGCAAGAGCCCCGACCUCUAGAUCCCUCAAUGUUUCCAACCUGGCCCGCCAAAAGUGAACUGAUGAAACGCCCUAGUAAAGCUAAUCGAAGCCCGACCGCUCCGGAGGGAGGCGGCAUGUGUAAAAUUGCAGGCGCUGCAGAUGGUUUCAGAAUUACCUACGCUACGCAAGGAAAAGCUGCUGGUGGUGCUGGAUUUAAUCUCAAAUUUUAA